AUGCUAUUGUCGCUGAAACUCUGGGUCCCACAGACGUACAUCCGUAGCGCACAGGCAGAUCCGAAACCUGCCCAUCCCUUACCACGGCGCAUUGAACUAUCCAUUCAACAAGAAACCGACACACUGAUCACCUACCUGCUCCUGCUGACUCAACCCCACACUCGCUCUCACUCACUCCUGACCCUACAUCCCCCUGACUCCCCCCCUCCUACUCCACCUCCAGCAAGACCCCACCCGUAUGACCGAGCGCCCGGUGGCGCGACAACCAGCUCCGACACUGUACCCCCCCCCCACUACCCCCAUCUGACACACCCUCCCCUCUGGAUCCCUCGCCUCCCUUAUUCCCUGCCCCCCACUGAUGACCCCACCUGCCUGAACCUCCCCUCAUACGGAGGCCGCCUGAGACUCCUCCCCCAGCAUCCCCAAGCCGAUGAUCAUCACCCGUCGUACGAUUUCGGCCCCGCCCCGCAUCUGACCGGAGCCCACCCGACUUCCAGAACCACAAGAUCAUAA
This is a messenger RNA of Dicrocoelium dendriticum, 513 nucleotides long. Lineage: Eukaryota; Metazoa; Platyhelminthes; Trematoda; Plagiorchiida; Dicrocoeliidae. The record is from the annotation of a GenBank genome assembly.